Molecule: messenger RNA, 1782 nt
Organism: Manihot esculenta (cassava)
Lineage: Eukaryota; Viridiplantae; Streptophyta; Magnoliopsida; Malpighiales; Euphorbiaceae
Exons: 2
Coding region: 639-1577 (312 amino acids)
Source: RefSeq, a predicted model, not a curated record
UUCUCUCUAUUUUUCUCCUUCUCUAAUCCCAUGAGUUUCUUCCAAUUCUCUUAACUCUUCUAUGAAUCUUCAAUCUCAUUCGUUUUCUGUUUGCUGGAUGCUGGGUAUGGUUAUUGGCAAUCUGGUUUUUUUUUUUCCUGUUUGUUUAAGGGGAAUGGAAAUCUUCCCAUUGGAUUAAUGGUAGCCUCUGAUGGAAUUUUGCUUUGUGUUCUUCAUCUUCAAGUUUAAGGGUUCUUGUCUUUUUUUUUUUUUCUUUCGUUUUUCUUAUGUUUUCCUAACAAUUCCCAUACAAAACGAAUUUACCUCAUUUGGUGAAAAAUGGGUCUCAAUUUUUCAAUUUCUAUCUUGUUUUUGUGCUGGAGAAUGUAAACUUGUUUUGUCCUGCUAGGACUGGAACAUGCUUCAGUUGAAACUUUAGGGUACAAAUUGUCUGUAUUGAUAGAAACUUGUGAUAUUUCAUGACAUGAGUUAUGUGGGGACCAAAUCCAUGUCAAUUUUUGUUUUAAUGGGGGGUUUAUUAGUCAUAUUCUCUCUUUUAUUUUUCUUGAGUAGAGAAAAAUUCCAAAGAAUCAUCAUUUGACUUGAAAGACUUGUGAUCUUUCAAUGGUUUAUUUGGAAUUUCUGUUGGUGAAAUGUGAAUGAGAUCCUUUGAUUUUUAUAGAAGCGUGUCUGGUUUUGUUCUUAAGAACUUUGAUGAGCUGAAGCAUAAACUUAUGUGCACAACUAUUGAGCUAGAGUCACUAAAAGUUGAAGCAAGUGAAAAGAUGAGAAAGCACAAGGAAGAUGUGAAUCAUUUAAUUGAUCUCUUAAAAAUGGCAUAUAAAGAAAGAGAUGAAGCAAGAGAUCAGUUGCAGAAGCUUCUUAACAAGCUGAUUCCUUCUAAUUCUGCUGAAUUAAAUCCCAUUCUUCAUCAAACACAGCAACCCAAAACAUCAAUUGUUAUACCCAUGAAGACAAACUCAAGCAUAACUGAAUCUAACAGUCUAUCAGAUACAUACAAUCACCAAUCACAUGGAUCUUCCCCAGUAGAUUCCUUGUUUGAUGCAGUUACUUCUCCAGAUUUCUCAAGCAUGAACAUGGCUGAUUCAAGUCAGAUAAAUUUUGGGAAUAACGCCUAUCUUGAAGAAUAUACUGCUUCUAUGGCAACAGGUUUGGUUUCUCAAUCUGUUCCCAAGAUUGAUCCAGCUGAUGCUGCAAUUGAUAGUCUUGUUAAUGGAAAAAUCUUGCCUCAGAAAGGAAAACUUCUACAAUCUGUUACAGAGGCAGGUCCUCUCCUUCAAACACUUCUUGUUUCAGGGCCACUUCCCCAAUGGAGAAAUCCUCCUCCAAUGGAACUUUUCAAUAUUCCACCAUUUUCUAUUAAAGGUUGUGAAGUUGCAAGUACUAUUGAUCAGAAACCUGCUCCAAAUGCAAAUUCUGCAGACCAGAAACCACAGAGUUUAGCUUGUCCUGAUAUGUUUCGUGGUUCUUCUCAAAUGUGUUCUGUUUCCAUGUUAAAUUUUACGAGUGGUGCUUCUGGUUCAAGUUUAGGGAGCUUUUGGCCAUUGAAUUCUAGCAAGCGGCAAAGAUUUCUUUGAGAUUAGAUACUUUUUGUUACUUUUUCUUUCCUUAUUGUAAAAAAAAAAAAGAAAAAAAAAUCAAAUUUCAGGGGUUGAUGGUGUAAAUGAGAUAGGUUGUUUUGGGGUUGAAUGGCAAAGCUAGUUGGCUUUUUUGCCUGCUUCUGCAUUAGAGAGCUAUAUUUCUUGCUGGUGCUUGAUUAAUCAAAAUUUACUUCUUUUUCCC